CUCUGUUCAUGUUUUGGCCAUAGGUUUGCUUUAAGAAAUAGUGCUCCCCUCAGAAUGGAAGAAGGCAUCUGCCUGUGUGAUGAGGUUCAGAGCUAAGAUGGCUGACUAAAUAAACAUGGGGGACUGGAAUCUCCUUGGAGGUAUUCUGGAGGAAGUUCACAUCCACUCUACCAUGAUUGGAAAGAUCUGGCUCACCAUCCUGUUCAUAUUUCGAAUGCUUGUUCUGGGUGUAGCAGCUGAAGAUGUCUGGAAUGAUGAGCAGUCGGGCUUCAUCUGCAAUACAGAACAACCGGGCUGCAGAAAUGUAUGCUACGACCAGGCCUUUCCUAUCUCCCUCAUUAGGUACUGGGUUCUGCAGGUGAUAUUUGUGUCUUCGCCAUCCCUAGUCUACAUGGGCCAUGCUUUGUACCGCUUGAGGGUUCUAGAGAAGGAGAGACAGAGGAUGAAAGCUCAGUUAAGAGCAGAACUGGAGGGGAUAGAGUUUGAAAUGUUGGGGGAUCGGAGGAGACUGGAGCGAGAGCUUUGUCAGUUGGAGCAAAGGAAACUAAAUAAAGCUCCCCUCAGAGGAACCCUGCUUUGCACGUACGUGAUACACAUCUUCACUCGCUCUGUGGUUGAAGUUGGGUUCAUGAUUGGACAGUACCUUUUAUAUGGAUUUCAUUUAGAGCCUCUAUUUAAAUGCCAUGGCUACCCGUGUCCAAAUAUAAUUGAUUGUUUUGUCUCAAGACCAACAGAAAAGACAAUAUUUCUAUUAUUUAUGCAAUUCAUAGCCACUAUUUCACUUUUCUUAAACAUGCUAGAAAUUUUCCACCUAGGUUUUAAAAAGAUUAAAAGAGGACUUUGGGGACAAAAUAAAUUGAAGGUGGAACACAAUGAAUUCUAUGCAAACAAGUCAAAACAAAAUCUAGCCAAAUAUGAGGGCACGUCUGCAAAUUCACUGAAGCGACUCCCCUCUGCUCCCGAUUAUAAUCUGGUAGUGGAAAAGCAAACGCACCCAGCGGUGUAUCCUAGCUUAAAUUCAUCUUCUGCAUUUCAAGCAGACCCGGACAAUCACAGUGUAAAUAAUGAGAAGUGUAUUGUGGAUGAACAGGAAACUGUACUUUCUAAUGAGAUGUGCACACUCAGUACUUCCUGCAGUCCUCUUGGACACAUUGGCUCGAAUAACAACAAAGACAAUCACAAGAUAUUUGAAAAAGAAGUUAAUGAUAAGCAGUUAAGGGAAAAAAGAGAAAUGAAUGCCAAAGGCAGCAAAAGAAAUCACUACUCUAGAGACCACUGUUCUAUUCCAGGUGUUGUUAUAGAUCUGGAAAAUCACAUGGGGCAGUCACCCCAAACAACUUUCUCCCUGCCAGCUCACUGCAGCUGGAAACUGAGGAGGGUCAGUGCUAGGUGGGGUUCCUCUAUGGAAGAUGAAAACUUGGGCUCACCUCCCAAACAGAACCUCAAAGAGGGCACAACCAAAACUGUUCCUCCUUCACGGAGAGACUCCCAACGACUUGAUAUCCCAAACACUCCUGAUUCUUUGGGGGAGUUGUCCUUUGAGCCUGACUUUGUUAGAACCUGCAAUAAUUCUACUGUCUGUCCUCCAAAUCAUUUAGUGUCCCUGAUGAACAACCUCAUUGGUAGGCGGGUGCCUACAGACCUUCAGAUCUGA
This is a messenger RNA of Tupaia belangeri chinensis (Chinese tree shrew), 1654 nucleotides long. It is a transcript of the gene GJA9, whose product is annotated as gap junction protein alpha 9. Gene Ontology annotation, biological process: cell-cell signaling. The transcript has a single exon. Gene Ontology annotation, molecular function: gap junction channel activity. Lineage: Eukaryota; Metazoa; Chordata; Mammalia; Scandentia; Tupaiidae. The coding region runs from base 116 to 1654 and encodes 512 amino acids. The record is from RefSeq and is a predicted model, not a curated record. Gene Ontology annotation, cellular component: connexin complex.